AGCAGGUUGUGUUGCAUUGUGGGACGGAGAGCGGGUGAAAGAUGGCGGCGCGCGUCCUCUCCCGGUGUGUCCGGUCACUGAGCCGCGGCGCGGUGGUGUUUAACCGGUGUGAUGUCUCCGCGGUGACCGCGGCUCUUCCUCUCAGCCGUGACCGAGUAUUCUCUCACCUGGCGGCCGGACACAAGCCGCUGCUCGCGCAGACCCCCGCCAGGAUACAGUGGCGGUGGUACGGUGACCUUCCACCUUUAACCCUGGAGUCUAUCCGAGACCGCGUGCUCUACGUCCUCAAGCUGUACGACAAGAUUAACCCCGAGCAGCUUCAGGUCUCAUCUCACUUCAUGAAGGAUUUGGGACUGGACAGUCUGGACCAAGUGGAGAUCAUCAUGGCCAUGGAGGAUGAAUUUGGUUUCGAGAUUCCUGAUGCUGAAGCGGAGAAGCUGAUGACCCCUGAUGAAAUUGUUCAGUACAUCGCAGAUAAGAAGGACGUCUAUGAAUGAUCCGUUUAUCCUUCACUGUACGAAGCGGCGUGCGGAGCGGCGUCCGUGACGGUCACUGCAGAGCCGUCUCCUGUGUGUUUUGUGUUCAGCUGUAAACCUCUUUAAUCCUGCCCUGGACUUCACUGGUGUUUGGCAGGAUCUCAGCUUCCUGCUGCAGGAUGUUUGGAUACCAUUUAUCGUUCUUUAUUGUUAAUUAUUAAAGUCUCUUUACAUCCCUGA
Messenger RNA from Hemibagrus wyckioides, 716 nucleotides. It is a transcript of the gene ndufab1a, whose product is annotated as NADH:ubiquinone oxidoreductase subunit AB1a. The coding region runs from base 42 to 497 and encodes 151 amino acids. Gene Ontology annotation, biological process: fatty acid biosynthetic process. Gene Ontology annotation, cellular component: mitochondrion. The transcript has 5 exons. Gene Ontology annotation, molecular function: acyl carrier activity; acyl binding. The record is from RefSeq and is a predicted model, not a curated record. Lineage: Eukaryota; Metazoa; Chordata; Actinopteri; Siluriformes; Bagridae.